Messenger RNA from Penicillium egyptiacum, 735 nucleotides. NCBI's taxonomy places the organism in Eukaryota, Fungi, Ascomycota, Eurotiomycetes, Eurotiales, Aspergillaceae. The record is from the annotation of a GenBank genome assembly.
AUGAGCACAUCCGAUGUCGAUAAUCCCACCGUAGACCUACGUUGGUCUGAGCUCUUUGCCACGAUUGAAGCCAAAUUCAAAGCCUCGAACAUCGCCAAUGAAAAGUGGUAUCUCACAACUUUAAGCGCGAUUACGACGACGCCAGAAUUACACCUUUGUGGCCAGCUAUACCUGUACCUGAUAGGCCAACAUGCACAUUCGACCAGCACUGCACGCUCGGAGUUGAUUCGACGCAUGCGCGAGGCACUAUUCAAGGAAAUUACUCUUGUCGGACUCCCAAAACCCUUAGAGGCACUCCUCAACAUCAACAAAUUUGUGUCCGAGGAAGAUGCGGAAUGUUCCUUCACCCGAGAAGGCUGGCAGCGCGACGACACAAAUCAUGCGCGGGGGAUGGACUGGUUAAAAUCGAUAUAUGCGCAUAAUACCAGUUCGCUGCUUGCCCUGUUCAAAAAUCAUCCAGACUUUGGCUUUUGGGUCGCUGAUAUCACCUAUGGGUUAGUCUUGUCCGACCGUCAGGUUUUGGACGACGUGGAUACAGAGCUGGUAGUCUUGCCGGCUGUCAUGGGUCAAGACAUGCCACGGACGACCUACUGGCAUAUCCGAGGAAUAAGGCGGUUGGGGAUCUCCAAGGAAGAUGUGGGAAUGGUCAUGGAGUGUGUACGUCUAGUGGUGGAGGCUUGCAAUUUGACAUUGAAGCAAGUGCCCGAUGUGGGUGACGUCGAAGGAGAUUUGUAG